UCCAGCCUAGUGCCAGUGUGUGCCCGGGAGCGGACAUGGCGGUCCUUGGAGUGCAGCUGGUGGUGACUCUGUUCACUGCCACCCUCAUGCACAGGAUGGCCCCACACUGCUCCUUCGCCCGCUGGCUGCUCUGCAAUGGCAGUCUGUUCCGGUACAUACACCCGUCAGAGGAGGAACUGCGGGCGCUGGCAGGGAAACUGAGGCCCCGGGGCAGGAAGGAGCGGUGGACAAAUGGUCUUCAUGAUGAGAAGCCAUUGUCAGUGCCUCGAGAUGCCCAUUUCCAGCUGGAGACCUGUCCUCUCACUGCUGUGGAUGCCCUAGUCCUGCGGUUCUUUCUGGAAUACCAGUGGUUCGUCGACUUUGCUCUGUACUCGGUUGGUGUGUACCUCUUCACAGAGGCCUACUAUUUUGUGCUGGGCCCAGUCCAGGAGACCAACAUCGCAGUGUUCUGGUGCCUGCUCACUCUGGCCUUCUCUUUCAAGGUGUUCCUCAUGGUGACCCGGCUGUACUUCAGCACCAAGGAGGGCGGAGAGCGCUCAGUGUGCCUCUCCUUUGCCUUCCUCUUCCUCCUCUUGGCCAUGCUGGUGCAGGUGGUGCGUGAGGAGACCCUGGAGCUGGGCCUGGAGCCAGGCCUGGCCAGCAUGACCCAGCACCUGGAGCCUGUUCUGAAGAAGCAGGAUUGGGACUGGACACUCCCUGUGAUCAAGUUGGUCAUCCGCCUUGGACUGGUGGUGCUAGGCUCCUUGCUAGGUGCCUUCCUCACUUUCCCUGGCCUGAGGCUGGCCCAGACCCACCAGGACGCGCUGACUCUGUCUGCGGACCGACCACUGCUACAGCUGCUCCUGCACACCAGCUUCCUGUCGCCACUGUGCACCUUGUGGCUCUGGACGAGGCCUGUUGCCCGGGACUUCCUGUACCAGGCACCCAUGAGGAAUAUGACCUUCUCUGUACCAUCGGAAGGGACUUUCGACUCUCUGCGCCUCUGGGUGCUGGUAUCUCUGUGCCUCUUGCGGCUGGCAGUGACCCGGCCACACCUGCAGGCCUACCUGUGCCUGGCCAAGGCUCGAGUGGAGCAGCUACGCAAGGAGGCUGGCCGUAUUGAGGCCCGUGAAAUCCAGCAACGGGUGGUUCGGGUCUACUGCUACGUGACCGUGGUGAGCCUGCAGUAUCUGACGCCGCUUAUCCUCACUCUGCACUGCACACUGCUGCUCAAGACUCUGGGCGGCUACUCUUGGGCCCUGAGCUCUACUCCUCCUCCACUGGCCCCACCCCAGCCCUCAGAGGCUUUGAUCCCUGCAGACCCUGCAGGAGAUGAGGCCCAGCAGACUGUUGCCCAGGUUGCAGGGAUCCUGGGUGGCCUGCUCACCCCCCUCUUCCUCCGAGGAGUGCUGGCCUACAUUAUCUGGUGGACUGCUGCCUGCCAGCUGCUCUCCAGCCUCUUCGGCCUCUAUCUCCACCAGCACCUGACGGCCUCUUAGCAUGAAGGCACUAGGCUCGAGCAUCUGAUUCCUGCCCACCAGGACUGGGACUGUCCCCUAUGUGUGUGCCUUGGUGCCCCUAGAUGACCUAAUGGUUGGUGUGGGGACUCCUGACCAUCUCUCUCACCUCAGUGCCUAGAUCAUGAACCCCUUUAAGCAGUCUCCCCUGGGCCAUGGUUCCCGAGUGUGUGUAUGGGAGGCAUGUUUAACGGAAAUAUCCCAGAGACUGGGGAGAUGAGCAGGGGAGACCUGGACGGUGAGAGGGGCCUGGGAGAGAGCGGUGCUAGCAAGGAGGUCAGAGGAGAGAGCUAGGGGUGGGACUCUGUCCCAGCAUCCACAUAGCCCUGGCAUCUGUCACUAUCACCAGGAGGGAGAGACAAGAGUCUCCAAGCCUGUCUCUCCCCAGCUCUCUUGGGAGGCUGAAGCAGGAGGGUUGGCCUAGACUAGUAACAAGACUAUGUCUGUAGAACAAGGGGGAAAAAAGGGAAGGCAUGAAGGGGGGGAGGGGAGAUUGUCACCACCCCCCAAAGCUGUGACGGUGACUGCUGUCAUGGAUUUUGAGGCCUUGGUGACUAAGGGUUACCUCCAACUCCAAAGUUGUCCUUUUGCUAUGACUUAGUGUGUGUACAUGUGUAUUUAUGAGAUAUGCAUGACCUCCUACAUAUGUAAAAUGUGUAUUGAGAAUAAAAAGGAGGGCUCCUGCAUUGCUGCCUUACCAUGUGGCCAGUGUGGUCUGAUUCAGUCAUGUUCCAGAGCCAGUGCUCAGUCAUAGCCUUGGGCCUCCAGGUCUCACUGUGGGGAAGAUACCUGGUCUCUGCUUGUGAACACAGGUGCUGUGAUACAGUAGGUACAUGUGUGAGAGCAGAGAUCAGAGGUCAACUUAGCAUGCAGAUCCUGGCCUUCGACCUUGAGACAGGGUCUCUUGUUUACCCCGAAUCCCUCAGGUCGGCUGUCCAAGCUUCAGGGAGUCUCUGGUCUCCUUCCCACCUUGCAGUAGGAGUGCUAGGAUUAUAGACUUGUGCUGCUGUCCCACUUUAUGUGGGUUCUGGGGACUUGAACUCAGGUUUUCAUGACUGCAGCAAGUAUGGCUGACAUGUGUGGUAUGAAUCAACAGGAUUCUCUGGAAGGUCUAUCUGGAGUCUCUGCCUCCCAAACCUACCCUGACAAGGGCUGUAGGAGCUUGUGGAAGUCCCAGGGGACUGGGGGAUGGGCAAGGAAAGGCUCUGCUCUGUGGAUUGCAAAUGUAGGGCAUAUGCCUCAUAGGGUCGCGCCUCAGACACUUGGCUGAGGGCUGACUGGGGCCUGGACUGGGGUCCGGCAGCCGCCUGUUUGCAGAGCAUGGUGGAGCAGGGCUGAUGACUCCAGAGGCCAGCAGUGCUAUGCAAGAACUAGAAGCCAGCCUGGAUUAUAUAUUUGAGAUAUGUAAAUAAAUCUGAGGCAUUUUGUUGUUGGCAGAUUUAGCUACAUGGUUACUGUA
Molecule: messenger RNA, 2955 nt
Organism: Arvicanthis niloticus (Nile rat)
Lineage: Eukaryota; Metazoa; Chordata; Mammalia; Rodentia; Muridae
Gene: Tmem161a
Product: transmembrane protein 161A
Source: RefSeq, a predicted model, not a curated record